AUGUUGAAGAUGCAGGUACCCAUUCAGGUGAUGCUACAUUUGUUUUACCACUACAAAAACUUAUCUCAAGAUGUUAUGGAUAGAUUUAAAAAAAUCACCAUGGAAUAUCACAGGUCCUUUCAUGAUAUCUUAUUUGGUGGUGACUUGAACAACGAUUAUUUAGGUCAAAUUGCCUCACAAUUCCCAUCAGAAGGUUAUAAGUAUUACAUAGAUGUGUCACCAGAAUUAACUGAAUAUUCUAAAGAAUAUUUACCAGAAGGUAAUUUGGUUGAUAUUGCUGAAUUACCCAUAACUGAUAAGAGGGCAUUACUUGAAGGUUUCCAGAAAUAUGAUUUGAGUAGUAUUUUCAAUUUAGCUAAUGCCAGCUGA
This is a messenger RNA of Hansenula ciferrii, 369 nucleotides long. Its product is annotated as Carbamoyl-phosphate synthase arginine-specific large chain. Lineage: Eukaryota; Fungi; Ascomycota; Saccharomycetes; Phaffomycetales; Wickerhamomycetaceae. The transcript has 2 exons. The coding region runs from base 1 to 369 and encodes 122 amino acids. The record is from RefSeq and is a predicted model, not a curated record.